Molecule: messenger RNA, 802 nt
Organism: Drosophila innubila
Lineage: Eukaryota; Metazoa; Arthropoda; Insecta; Diptera; Drosophilidae
Exons: 1
Coding region: 57-794 (245 amino acids)
Source: RefSeq, a predicted model, not a curated record
CAGCUGUGCAAUGUAAACAUUAAGAGUUUGUUAUUGUUUUCACUCAAGCUCACAUAAUGUCUGCGGCAGGGAAUUGUAAGAAAAGGAAGCCCGCAAGUGACACGGACUCCGACGAGGAAGAUGAGGCACAGAUGCGACAAUUCCUAGAGGCGGCCGAUCACACGCUGCUCACAAAUGAUAUGUUCCAAAGACAACAAAAAUCGCACGUGUCUUCGACUUUACUGCCGGUAGAUGCUCCGUCUCUUUCUACGCCUCCGGUUGCUGCACAACAAGAGAUGCCCAGGAGCGAGCGUUACCUGGACACGGAGCAUAUGGCAGUGGGAAGCGAUCUGCAGAUCAGCGAACACAUGCAGACACACAUUUGGCGCAAACUCAGCGCAAUUAUCGAAACUCAAAUAGAAUUCUGUGAACCAAAAAUAGAAUCCAAUGAGGAAUCACAGCAUAUGGAGCCCAUUAACCAGGUGAAACUUGUGGCCAAUGCCGAUUGCUAUAUUUCAAACGAAAUCAAGCCGGAAAAAUUGCCACAAAAGAAGCCCACGAUAAAGAGACGGCAAUUGGAGGAGGAGCCACAGGAUCGAUCUUCAAUUGUCGUCAGCGGCGAGUUCAUACUGAGUGGCCAGGACAUGGAAUGCUGGGCGAAACGUAAACCUCGCAAACAUAAACUAUUCGAGUACAAAUCCUAUGAUGACCAUGGCCACAAACUUCAGGCAAUCGAGCCGACAAAUGAAUUCUCAGCCCUGCGACGCAAGAACAAAUGGAACGAGUCGAAAAUAUGCCAAAAAAAAAUAAACUAAAAUAAUAA